Mesorhabditis spiculigera is the source of this 5244-nucleotide messenger RNA. The record is from the annotation of a GenBank genome assembly. Lineage: Eukaryota; Metazoa; Nematoda; Chromadorea; Rhabditida; Rhabditidae.
AUGAGGGCUCUAUUACCCCUCCUAUUACUUGUGGCCUGUGCUUGGGCCACACAGAAUCAGACGCCGGCAGCGCCUUGUCCAGCAAACACUUUUACGUGUAAAGAUGGUUCCUGUAUACCAGAGGAUUGGGUGGGAGAUGGAGAGCCGGACUGCGAUGACCAUUCUGAUGAAGAAGGGUUAGAACCUGUUGAUGUUCCUCCCCCUAAGGCUGAGGCUAAAGCGCGUGAUCAAAAACCUCAAACCCCUGCCCAAGAACCCACUCACACCGAAGAUGCUCUAGAAGAGGAAGAGAGCAGCGAAGAAGAGGAAGAGAUUACGACCACCGCUGCUACUACAUCCGGUGAUUGCCCGAAAGAGCAUGCUCAACGCUACACCGAAUGCGGACGCUCGAUCGCUGGUCUCAUCGAAGAUCUGGGGCGUUUGAAUCUUUCUAAAACAUCACUUAUGGAAGAUCCGGAGAAUCUCGACAAACUCGAAUCUUCUUGCGAACUGCUCCGUGAGUAUGAAAUUUGCAUCGAAGGUGCUGCGAUGGCUUGUGAACACUCCCCUGCCGUUCACGCUUGGAAAGAGGUUGAAAUGUAUUUCUGCCAACUGCUCGUGCCUUCGGUCAAGGAGCAUACCGCUUGCUUCCAGAUGAAACGCAACGAGACUUGCGAUGUCAAUAUCCCCACUGCUUCAUCACCACUUUGCCGCGUUGUAUCGUCCGUCAUCCAAGAUAUUGGCUGCCUCGAGACAUCUCGAGCCUGUGAAGGAGACGCUCAUGAAAUGCUGACCCCAAUCCAGAUGGAGAGCGAGCAUAUUGCUAAGGAAAUUAGAUGUCCGGCUGUGCCAUCAUUGACUGGUGCUGAUGCUUCUGUGGAAAAUAAGGAGGAAAUGGUUGAGCCUACCACUACACCUACCACCACAACCGAGGAGCCCACCACUCCUACGACCACAACCACAACACCAAAACCGACCACCACCACCUCCAAAACCACGACGGAAGCCCCGACUACAACAACAGCCACAACCACCGAAGAACCAUUUGAGAGUUCUGCCUUUGACAAGACGGAGACCGUCUCAAAAUCAGCGGAAGCUAAAUCAGAAGAAGAGGGAGAGGACAUGGCGGAACUCGAAGCUACCCUGCGGAAAGAACAUGAACAGAUGAUCCAAAAAUCGACCGCUGCCACGGCCCACAAGGUUGCCACCGGAGUGAUGCCAUCAUUGACCGAUUCCGUGAAAGCUUUGCUGGAAAUCGAGACCGUUUGCGAACAAGGCACUGACAAGCCGGAAGUCUUUGGCCGGCUCCACAAAGAACUGUGCAGCAAACGCGAAGAAAUCUUCGAACACCAGGAAUGCUUCCAAGCCACGCUCGCCAAGGCCAAGUGCGCUCUCAGGGAGGCCAAGAAUGAGUGUGAGGCCCUUGAAGCUUUCAACGUCAACUUGGACUGUGCCAUCGUGACGAUGAAUGAGGAAUGUCCAGUUGAAGCUCAGGAUCUUGUCGUCGCCCUCCAAGAACAAAUCAAUGAUGCUUCCAUCGAAUUGAAGUGCUUCCAGGACGAAGAGAAGAAGGAAAAGGACGAAAAAAACUCGACCCCUGCCGAAUUCCCGCUCGACCCAACGCUCCCCAAAUGCACCGAUUCUCAAGAAAACGGCGCCCUUGCUUGCCUUGUCGAAUUGGCCGAAAUCAACCGCCAAUUUGCCGAAUUCCAGCAACAGAACUUCCUUUUGGAGAUCGCCACCGAAAACUCGACGAUCGUUGCUUCUAUCUGCGGCCUUUACAGCAAAUAUGAACAAUGCCUGGCUGCUUCCGUUUUCAGUGAGACCAAGGGACAACGAUGCUCAUUCGCUUCACCCCUCAAUACACUGGCUAGAAUUGGACUGCAGCCAUUGUGUGAUGCGCGAACCCGUCCCUUGCUCGCCAAACAUCGCGAUUGCCUGCUGAAAUUGGCCGGCAACCCGAAGGCAAUCUGCCAAUCGGGAUUGGGCGGACUUGGUGGAGCUGUUCAGAAAAUGAUGCAGGGAGUCCAUUCCGAGGCUCUUCUAUGCAAAUCUUUCUACGUCAUCCGCGAGACGUUCGAGUGCGGAGAAUCAAAGGUCGCCGAAUUCUGCGAUGCUGGAGCUGUGGAGGACCUCGCAAAGGUGCGCCAACAGAUGUCCGGAAUUGGAGAAGAAGAAGGAUGCCCGAAGACAGCUCCGGCCAAUUUGGACGAAAUUAUCGCGCGUCCGGUUCAGCGCCCAACUCCCUUCCCCGUACCGCCAGCUCCGACUCGUGCCGGGGAUUCGGGAAUUCCCCACGCUCGUCCUCUUGCUCCGGUUUCCCAGCCCCGCCCUGUCACUCCUGCUGUGCCAGCUUGCACACCAGAGCAGCAGAAGCAAUUCCAAGACUGUGUCCAGCCAAUGACCGUCUUCCAACCUCACCCACUCAGCGUCAUCAAGGUGCCAAAGCAGAUCGAUGAGGCUUGCACCAAGUUCGGCGACUACAAGCAGUGCACCGGCGGAAUUGACUGUACCCCAUUGUGGGCGAAGGGCAUGAGCGCCAUGUUCGAAUUUGCCUGCGGAGAGGGAAUGGAAGCCUACACGAAGGUCAAACAAUGCAUCCGUAAAGUCACACUCGAAGAAAGCGUCAAGGAAUGUGUCGCCAUUUUCUCUCGUGGUGCCCCUCAACAAGCUUGCUUCUCCGCCAAUAAACUUUUGGCUUGCGCCAUCGGACCGGUCGAGCAAGAGUGCGGACAGGACGGCGCCAAGUUCAUUGUCGACUACGUCACCAAAUUCGCUACGGCCAUCGAUCCGCGCUGCAAGCUGGCUAGCCAGAUUCCAAUUGGUCGCGUUGUCGGAGUCUCGUGCUCGGCAGAAGAAGAGGCUAUCAUCGAAAACUGCGCUGCUCCGCUCAACGAGAUUGGAGGAAGAAUGGAGACUAUGUUCCAGGGCGGCCUCAACCAGCUGGUGAAAAACGCCAACAUGCUGGCCCCAAUUUUCGCUGGUGCUUGCAAUUUGACUGAUGAGUUCAGAUACUGCGCUGCCGGACCACUUUCCGGACGCUCGCCCUGCAUUGUCAGCGACUGCAUGGUGAAAGCCGGUGAAGAGAUUUGCGCCCAGCCCGAUCCCGUCAAGGCUAUUGACGACCAUUUGUCAUGCUUGUUUGGUCAGAUCCAAGAACCCGCCUUUGCAAAAUGCGUCCGCUCCACCCUCGCUACCGUCAAGCAGUUCUCGCUCUCUUCGUUCCGUUCUAUUCUUCCCAAAUUUACGGACUGCGUUGAAGAGAUCGUCAAGGGAAAAUGUGGACUUACGCCUAUUAAGGUGCUCCGUUCCAUUUCCUCACCCGAACUAUGCCCGCUUGGCCCAGCAGCCCCCGUCAGAUUCCAACCUCUUUUCACCACCGCCGCACCCACCGACGCCCAUCAACCCAUCCCCAACCACGGUGUUCAACCCGUUCAGCCAACGCGUGUCGAGCCGAUGGUAUGCGAGGGCGAGAUCCGCGCGCAGUUUGACCAAUGUGCUGGAGGCUUCUUCGGAAAAUACCGAAUGCUGCCCAUUGAACUGCUCAAUGAGUCCGACAAUAUGGAUCAGGUCUGCAGCGAUGCAGCUGGUCUUGAUUCGUGUGCGCGAGCUUUCAAGCUCUGCUCUACCCCGGAACAGCGUGGCCUCAAGGCAAUGACCUCGCAAAUUUGCGCAAGCCGUGCCGCUUACGACCAGCACAAGAUUUGCCUAAAGACAGUGGCCCGCCAGAACGCCCAGUGCAUGUCUCAAUUCCUUUCAUCAUCCGCCGCCGAGACCUGUGCGGCUAUCCAAGCUGCUGCCAACUGUAUGACAGCUGAGGUGGCUGCUCAAUGCGGACGCCCUGCCCUUGAUUACAUCUUCCCGGCGAUGACCGACUAUUCCAAAUAUAUUGACGCAAACUGCAAUAUCAUCCCUGCCACAGUCGAAGAAGGAACUUGCGGAGACUCCGCCAAGGCCGAGUUCCUGACUUGCCAGAUGAAACUCAAGUGCAAGUUCGAGCCCGCCUCCACGGCCAACCUCCAGCUUUUCAAUUCUAUCUGCAAGCAGGAUAUUACCCUCAGGGAUCAAAAGAAGUACGGUGCUUGUCUGUCGAACGCCGUCGGGUCGCAAGCCGGGAAUCAGUGCACAGCUCCAUUCAGAGCCUUGGAUUUCGUCUCUAGCAACUUGGCGGCAAGCUCAUGUAAAAUCUUGAACUCUGUGUUCUCGUGCAUCUUGCCGGUCGUUGAGAAAGAACUUCCGUGCACCUCUACGAUGACACAGUUGCGUACAUAUGCUCAACCGGCAAUCAAAUAUCGGGCCAAGCCGAGGAAACGCAGGGCUAUUUCGGCCACGACCAGUUACAAUCUCAACAGGGAUCGUCUUCCCCAAGUGGUGGCGAUUCCGUUGGCGGAAUCGUUGGACGUGAAGGGCAUCAUGGCCGACGAGAAUUUCGCGACGUUCUAUGUCGCAUCUGAUGUCUACGAAGACUUUGAAGAUGUCAUCCAUCUGGCCAAAAAGCGCGAAUAUUGUGUCUCCACUGACGAUCGCGAGGGCGAAAUCUUCAUUUUCCAAGAGGGUGUGAUUGUCUUUUGGAAUAUUAAAAUUGAAGAGAGGGUCCGUAUGUUGCGCUGGAUAGAGGACUAUCUGAAUAACUCGUACGGUGGUUCCUUAUCUGCCCAAGAACAAGACAGUAUGCCGUAUGGGCUUUUCGAUGAACCCCGGUCUAAGAUCAAGAAUGAUUGCUUCCAUCUCUCUUCCGACAAGCACAUUGACUUCUCGAAAGCGCCGGAUUCGAUUCUGGAGCGAUUUUCGUUUUCGCAUGCUUUCGCUGCUAGCGUGAAAAUCGGAGUUUGGGAAGAGAUGUUGAGCGGCCUCGCCGAAGCACAGGCAACGAUAUCGUCCGAUCUGAAGCAAGGCAAGAUUCGGCUUGGUCGCAAAGAGGCCCUCGUUCGUGCUGGCGAGUUCGCCGUUCUGCGGCACCGCGUGAAUAUCGACUGCAAUUUGUUGAACGAAGAUUUUUACUGGGAGCGUGAAGAUCUGGGUGCAUUCUACAAGAUGACCUACAAACAUUUUAUGCUGGAUCGCCGUAUCGAUUCGUUGAAUCGUCGUCUCGAUUACUGCGAGGAAUUGGUAAAGAUGGUCGAUAAUGCUUUGGCUCAUGAGCAGGCGGCGCGUUUGGAGAAGAUCAUCAUCUUGCUGAUCGUGAUCGAGGUCUUGUUCGACAUUCAUCACUUCUUGAAAGAUCGACAAGCAUCGAAUGUCGCUGCUGCGCUUGCGGAGUCUCAC